This is a messenger RNA of Pomacea canaliculata, 2321 nucleotides long. RefSeq names its product NADPH:adrenodoxin oxidoreductase, mitochondrial-like. The transcript is spliced from 13 exons. Gene Ontology annotation, biological process: ubiquinone biosynthetic process. Bases 569 to 2080 code for a protein of 503 amino acids. Gene Ontology annotation, cellular component: mitochondrion. The record is from RefSeq and is a predicted model, not a curated record. Lineage: Eukaryota; Metazoa; Mollusca; Gastropoda; Architaenioglossa; Ampullariidae.
AUCGGCGUUGUGGGUGGGAAAAAACAUUAACAACAAAGAGGGAAAUACAGGAGCGAUAUGAACGGUGUUAUUCAUCUGAAUAGCAAUGACUACCACGCUGGGCAUGUAAUUUGUCAUAAUAUGUCAUUAUGAACUUUGUCAAUGGAAGAGCGAUCAGAAUUAUGCAGUACAUCUCCGAUGACUCAGCAACAAUAUAGUAAUAUAAAGACUAUACAUCGGUCCAGCUGCAAGUAAAAUGUCAGUAACGGUGCCUAAACACGUCUAAUUAGGGGGGUUUUAAGUUGUAGAUAUGCCACAAAAAUAAUGUUGCAUACUCUUAGGACUUUCCAUACUUAUUUGAAUACAGUGAGGGUUGCAUGCUGCUCUGGGUUCAGCUUUCAUCUCUGGUAAAGUGUGCUUUCUGUUUACAGGGCUGGCUGCCUUGCUAUGAUAUAGCCUUAGUUACUGGCUUGGCAUAAAAUAAAUUCUACCAUCCACCCCACCCCCCAAAAAAAAUAUUUAUUUGAAAAUGAUGAAUUUGUUUCAGAACGUCAUGCGCAUUUUCUCACAGGCAUUAUAGAAACAGAGGAUGAAAAUCUCAAGCAAGAAGCUGUGGUCACUGUCCUCCUGGACCAAAAUCCAUCAUUUCAUUCAGUGCAGAAAAAUAGUUUCUAGUAGAGGUCCAUCUGUAGCCAUUGUGGGCAGUGGACCUGCUGGAUUCUACACAGCCCAACAUCUGCUCAAGGGUCAUUCCUCAUUGACAGUGGACAUCUAUGAAAAGUUACCAGUCCCAUUUGGACUUGUCCGUUUUGGUGUGGCUCCAGACCAUCCAGAAGUUAAAAACUGUAUAAACACAUUCACUCAGACUGCUCACAAUGAGAGAUGCUGCUUUUUGGGCAAUGUUGAAGUAGGAAAAGAUCUCACAGUCUCAGACUUGACUCAAGCAUACACCGCUGUAGUACUGUGUUAUGGUGCGAGUAAUGACCGGCAGCUUGGCAUUCCAGGGGAGAUGCUGCCAAACGUAUUGUCUGCACGAUCAUUUGUUGGCUGGUACAAUGGGUUACCUGAGAAUAAAGAUCUCACUGUAAACCUCAGUUGUGAGACAGCUGUGGUUUUAGGGCAUGGCAAUGUAGCUCUAGAUGUUGCAAGAAUUCUUCUUACACCCAUUGAUAUUCUAAAAAAAACAGACAUCACUGAACACUCGCUGGAAAUGUUGUCAAAGAGUAAAGUUAAAAAAGUAUUGCUAGUAGGUAGAAGAGGUCCACUACAAGCAGCAUUCACCAUAAAAGAGCUGCGAGAAAUGAUAACCCUGCCUGGUUGUCGCACUGUUAUUUAUCCAGAAGAUGUACAAGGACUUGACGUAGUUGUGAAAGACCUUCCUCGUCCCAGACGCCGCCUGACAGAACUGUUGUACACUACUGCAGUACAGCCACCAGAAAAACACCGUGUGGCAUGGGCCAAUGCAACAAGAGAAUGGAUUCUUCAAUUUUUGCGCAGCCCUAUAGCGAUUAAGGCCAGCACAGAUGCACAGUGCAUAGAGAGUGUCCAUUUUGUUGUCAACAGAUAUUACAGAUCAGGACAAGGUCGUAGUGAAGUCUCUGUUCUGAAAAAAUAUGUUUUAAGUUUGGACUCAAAGGUGGGAGAUGUACAAGAAAAACAGAUUGCUGUUGCUACAGAUCAUACAGAAGAUGUCUUAAGAAGUAUUGGAUACACUGGGAUACCAAUAGAUGAUUUUGUUCCAUUUGACACCAAACGAGGAGUCAUCCAAAACAGUGGUGGCAGAGUGAUUGGAUGUAAAGGUCUGUACUGCAGUGGCUGGAUCUCACAAGGCCCAGUAUUUGUAAUUCUUGGCGCCAUGAAUGAUGGUUUUGCCACAGGUAAAGCAGUGCUGGAGGACAUUGCUUCAGGUGUACUGCCAUCAGGCUCAGCAGGAGGAAGAGAAGCAGUUAUGAAAAUAUUAAGUCAGAAAGGUGUAAGGCCAGUAAGUUUUUCUGACUGGGAGAAAAUCAACCAAGCAGAAAUCCAACUGGGCAAGAAAAACGACAAACCUCGGGAAAAGAUAACAUCAGUAGAAGAGAUGUUGCACAUAGCUGCUUCCUAAGCUCUUGUGUUGUGAAUGGACUUCAUAGAAGAAAAACUACAGUGACUCAUACACACACUGUAGAUUGGAAUAUCUGCAAGAUUCUUUUCAAAAUGUUGUAUUUAAAAGUACAGAAGAAUGAGUUUCACUUUCAUUAGUGUUUUGAUAAUCAUGUGCUCUCAUCUGUAAAUCCUUCCAAUAUUGAGCUAUCUACAAAUGUCUACAAUAAAAGUGUGCUGUUUGCAUAUAUUCGGAAAAACGC